AUGGUGACGGACCAGGAUAUAGCGAAAGGAGUAGAGACGGUGCUGCGGCAAUCAGACCCAAGCGCCGUUACUUCAUUAAACGGUGUCGUACAGCAACUUGAAGCUAAAUUAGGGUUAGAUUUAUCACACAAAGCAGCUUUUAUUCGUGACCAAAUUAACCUCCUCCUCCGCUCCCACCCUAUGACCACCACAGCCACCACCACUACCGCUCCCGCCGCCGUAACCACCACAGCGCAUCCACCACUGCAACAACUGCAACCACCACCACCGCAACAGCAAGCUUUCCAAUUCCAACAAGGGCAAACUCUUAAUUUACCCCCAAAAGACCAUUUUACCCUCCAGUUUCAACAACAACAAUAUCACCCUUCUCAUUUUGCUCUUCACCCUCACCAACACCACCAGCAUCAUCCUCAACAACACCAACAGCACCAGGUUUUUCCACAGGACCUUAACUUUAGGCAGCCGCAAGCUGUGGUGGCUCCCCCAGCGCCGCCACCUCAGCUGCAAGUUCAGCAGCAGCAACAUAGGCAGACACAGCAUGUGCAAAAUGUUGGGGUUAUUCCUCAUGAAGUGGCGAAAGAAAGCACAACUCCAGUUGGAUCUAAAAGAAGAGGUGGACCUGGUGGGUUAAACAAAGUUUGCGGUGUUUCACCUGAACUUCAGGCUAUUGUUGGUGAGCCAGCCUUGCCAAGGACUGAGAUUGUGAAGCAAUUGUGGCAAUACAUAAGGAAAAACAACCUCCAGGAUCCGAGUAACAAGAGGAAGAUAAUUUGUGACGAUGCUCUACGUGUGGUUUUUGAGACAGACUGCACUGAUAUGUUCAAGAUGAAUAAGCUGCUAGCUAAACAUAUCAUCCCACUUCAACCAUCAAAGGAAUCUGGUCAAGCUAAGCGAGUGAAGGUGGAUGUUGAGACCCCAACUGAAAAUACUGAACCUGCUGCAUCUCUUGUGGUAAUAUCUGAAGGACUUGCUGAGUUUUUGGGGACUACUGAGAGAGAAAUGACCCAAACAGAAGCAUCCAAACGUGUUUGGGAGUACAUAAAGCUAAAACAGUUGGAGGAUCCGUUAAAUUCAAUGGUGAUACAAUGUGAUACAAAGCUUCGCGAUCUUCUUCGAUGUGAAAGCAUAUCUGCUGUGGGGGUAGAAGAGGUGUUAGCACGACAUCAUUUAUUCAAACGGUCAUGA
Messenger RNA from Dovyalis caffra, 1185 nucleotides. NCBI's taxonomy places the organism in Eukaryota, Viridiplantae, Streptophyta, Magnoliopsida, Malpighiales, Salicaceae. The record is from the annotation of a GenBank genome assembly.